GUGCUACUACUAUUGUUCAUUUUUGUGGACAAUAUUUCUCAACACCAACAAUAGCAUCAACCUUACCUUUCAAGAUUUAUCCUUGUUUCUCAACUUUUCUUCAGUGCUGCCCUGGUCUUCCACUGUGCUUAUAGUGUGUGCCUGUUGUUUACCAACCAAGGCCAUGGUUGAGAGCUGAAGUUUAUAAUUUAUUAGUGGCUAUUAUUCUAUAGGCAACACAUUCAACCAUGAUUAAAGUUUGGUUCUUGGCGUUGAUGGUUCUCUCCAAUGGGUUUUCUUCAACUGGGGCUGGCAUUCAGAAUUCCACAAUACCUGAUUUUGUAAAUAUUGGAGCUCUCUUCUCUUUCAAUACCAGUGUUGGUAGAUGUAUACGAAUUGCUAUAGAAGCUGCUGUUGAAGAUGUGAAUUCGGAUCCAAAUAUUCUUGGUAAAACUAAGCUGAAGGUCUCACCUCAAGAAGAUUCUAAAUAUAGAGGUUUUCUGAGCAUUUCUGAGGUUUUGCAGGUUAUGUCGAGACACACUGUGGCAAUAAUUGGCCCUCAUACCUCUGUAACAGCUCACGUGAUAACUCAUAUUGCAAAUGAGCUCCAAGUUCCUCUGCUGUCAUUUUCAGCUUUGGACCCAACCCUUUCUUCACUUCAGUUCCCAUUCUUUGUUAGAACUUGUCACAGUGAUCUUUAUCAAAUGACUGCAGUAGCAGACCUCGUGAACUAUUAUAGUUGGAAAGAUGUUAUUGCUGUUUAUAUUGAUGAUGAUAAUGGGAGGAAUGGAAUAGUGGCAUUAGGGGAUAAGCUUGCAGAGAGACGUUGCAGGAUCUCAUAUAAAGCACCUUUGAGCCCUAAUGCAACUCAGGAGGAGAUUACUAAUGUGCUUGUUCAGGUGGCUCUGGCAGAAUCAAGGGUUAUAGUUGUUCAUGCCAAUACUGAAGGGGGUCCCAAGGUGUUUAGUGUUGCAAAGUUUCUUGGGAUGAUGGAAAAUGGUUAUGUGUGGAUAGCCACUGGUUUUCUAUCUGCUUUGCUUGAUAUGAAUAGUCCUCGCCCUUUAGAUUUUAUGGAUGAUAUUCAAGGAGUUAUAACACUACGUGUGUACACGCCAGAUUCUGAGCUCAAAAGAAGGUUUGUUUCUAGAUGGAAAAACUUGACUAGUGGAGAGACUGCUAAUGGCCCCCUUGGAUUGAGCUUUUUACCUCUCUUUGCAUAUGAUACUGUUUAUUUGCUUGCUCAUGCACUUGAUGCAUUUUUCAAACAUGGGAACACAAUUUCGUUCUCAAAUGAUUCAAAGUUAUCUGCACUUCGUGGAGACACCUUGCAUCUUGAUUCUUUGAACGUCUUUAAUGAAGGAAAUUUGUUACGUAGAAGCAUUUAUGAGGUUAACAUGACUGGUGUAUCAGGUCCAUUCAAGUAUACAUCUAAUAGAGACCUUGUGAACCCUGCAUAUGAUAUCAUCAAUGUGAUUGGAACUGGGUCUCGGAGGAUUGGUUAUUGGUCUAAUUACUCUGGAUUAUCAGUUGUUCCUCCAGAAGCUCUUUAUUCCAAACCAGCCAAUCAUUCUAAGAUAAGUCAAAAGGUGUUCCCUGUGAUUUGGCCUGGAGACACAGACCAGAAGCCUCGUGGUUGGGUUUUUCCAAACAAUGCAAGGCUCUUAAAAAUUGGAGUACCAAUAAGUGUUAGUUACCAUGAAUUUGUCUCACAUGUACAAGGCACUGCUGAUUCAUUUGAGGGAUUCUGCAUUGAUGUAUUUCUUUCUGCUUUGAACUUGUUGCCUUAUGCUGUCCCCUAUAAGUUUGUCCCAUACGGGGAUGGUCGUAACAAUCCUAGUUUGACUGAGCUUGUCCGUCUCAUCACAACGGGUGAAUUUGAUGGUGCUGUAGGUGACAUUGCAAUUACUACAGAAAGAACAAGAAUGGUGGAUUUUACUCAGCCAUAUAUUGAGUCUGGUCUAGUGGUAGUAGCACCAGUUAAGAAGGCAGAAUCCAGUGCUUUGGCCUUUUUGUCUCCAUUUACGCCAACUUUGUGGUUUGUCACAGCUGUCUCUUUCAUAGUAGUCGGAGCUGUUAUUUGGAUUUUGGAGCAUAGGGUGAAUGAUGAUUUUAGAGGUCCACCCAAAAGACAACUAGUUACUAUUUUAUGGUUUAGUUUUUCAACUAUGUUCUUUUCCCACAAGGAAAAUACAGUGAGCACACUUGGUCGCUUUGUGCUGAUUAUAUGGUUAUUUGUAGUUCUUAUAAUUACCUCAAGUUACACAGCAAGCCUAACCUCAAUCCUCACAGUGCAACAGCUUUCUUCACCCAUCAAAGGCAUUGAAAGUUUAGUAAAUAGUAAAGAUCCUAUUGGGUACACACAGGCUUCUUUUGUUAGAAAUUAUUUAGUUCAGGAACUUGGCAUUGAUGAGUCCAGGCUUGUUCCACUGAAAACACCAGAAGAAUCUGCUAAAGCACUGAAAAAGGGUCCCCAAGAUGGUGGUGUUGCUGCUUACGUUGAUGAACGUGCCUACAUGGAUCUCUUCCUAUCAAGCCGGUGUGAUUUUACUAUUGUAGGUCAAGAGUUCACCAGAAACGGUUGGGGAUUUGCCUUUCCACGAGACUCGCCAUUAGCAGUUGACCUGUCAACAGCCAUUUUGGAAAUGGCAGAGAAUGGAGAUUUACAAAGGAUCCAUGACAAAUGGCUUUUGAGUAGUGCUUGUUUGUCACAAGGUGCAAAGCUUGAAGUGGAAAGACUAGAACUUAGAAGUUUUUGGGGGCUCUAUGUAAUCUGUGGGUGUGCCUGUUUGCUUGCUCUCUUCAUAUAUAUUAUACAGAUAAUAAGGCAGUACAUCAAGCACUAUUCAGACGAGCUUGAGUCUCCAGAAGGAUCAGGAUCUGGAUCUUCACAUCUACGGACUUUCCUUUCAUUUGUUGAUGAAAAAGAAGAGACCGUUAAGAACCGUUCCAAGAGAAGGAAAAUGGAGAGGAUGUCCUACAGAAGCAGUGAGGGAGGAUCUUCCAUCAACUACAAUAAAGGAUAUGCUUAGUCAUCUUCAUACAGAAGUUAUUGUGCUAAUGAAGCCUGAACAACUGUUUGCCUAUUUCCUCCACAUCAUUUUCUAGCAUCUGAUGCCAACUUUGUCCGCAUCACCCGCCAUCCCUAUUGCAACUACUAGUAUAUUUUUUUUUUUAUACUUUUUAAGUACAUACAUAUGUAUAGGAAAUGUCUAUUUGGAACGGACCGUAAUGUAGGAGUGUAGGGAACAGGGAGGCGUUGCAACUUUUGUUCCUAACGAUUUCUGAAGAUUACAUACGACAUAACGAAAUCAAAUGAAAAAUCAAAUA
Molecule: messenger RNA, 3306 nt
Organism: Gastrolobium bilobum
Lineage: Eukaryota; Viridiplantae; Streptophyta; Magnoliopsida; Fabales; Fabaceae
Product: glutamate receptor 3.6-like
Exons: 7
Coding region: 228-3008 (926 amino acids)
Biological process (GO): G protein-coupled receptor signaling pathway
Cellular component (GO): plasma membrane
Molecular function (GO): glutamate-gated receptor activity; G protein-coupled receptor activity
Source: RefSeq, a predicted model, not a curated record